GGCGACGCUGUCGCUGGCGGGGGAUUACAUGUCCAGACUUCCGCGUGUACUCCACUGCGAUUUGCCUCGCUUGGAGCGCGCCAUCCUCCGUCCUACGCUCCCGCCUGCGCAUCUGGAUACCGGCGAGCCGCUUUUGCUCAAUUUCCUCGCCGCUGCCCCGAACCUGCGCCAGCUCGAGCUCGCGGCGGACGAGAUACCGUGGCACUACCAUCUCGCCCUGCCCGCGGUGGACCGCCUUGCCCAAUCCUCGCCGAGCCCUCUCACCGUGCUGUCGUUCAAGUCGUUCUGGUGCACCUUAAACUCAAUGAUGCCGCUCAUCAGGCAAUCUGCCGCGACCCUGCGGCAGCUUCGUCUGUCGGCCACCCACAUGGACGCGUCCAGCAUCGCGCUCGAGCCUCCGCUGCACAUGCCCCGCCUCGAGUCCGUCGACAUGGACGGGCGCAUCCAUCCGAUACUGAAGCUCCUGCGCGCGCCGGGCGUGAAGUCCGUCAUCGUGCGGCGCUGCCAACUGAACGACAACGACGCGACCGCGUCCCUCCUGGAGUUUCUGUGCGACGCUGAGUUCGCCCCCACCGACGUGCGCCAUCUCGAGCUGCUGAAUUUCCAUCACCAGCCGCGCUCUACAGUGGACGACGGGCGCGUGAACCGGCUGUUGUUCAUCCUCCGAAGACUGGAGAGUCUGCGUUCCUUGAGCAUCGGCGUCGGCUCUGGGCAGUGUAACCCGACCAUGUCCUUCGCGCCAGGCGCGUCGUUGUUUGACAGGAUCCGGGAGGAGGGCCUCCUGCCCAAUCUCACCGACCUCACCGUGCAUAACGGAUGCAAAGCCGGACAUCCGCACCACCUCGAUAUCCGUAACUCUGUGCGAGAGAUGGCCGAGUCGCGCGCGUUGCCAAGCUUGAUCAACGGAAGGGAUGUGGUCGCGCUUCGACGAGUCGAGACGGACUUCGACGUUGAAUCUGACUAAGUGGGGCGGUCGUUUCUUCCGCUGGAUGCACAUCUCAAUGCACCUCGGAGAGCGUAAUUGGUACUUUC
Schizophyllum commune H4-8 is the source of this 1032-nucleotide messenger RNA. RefSeq lists its product as uncharacterized. The transcript has a single exon. Lineage: Eukaryota; Fungi; Basidiomycota; Agaricomycetes; Agaricales; Schizophyllaceae. Bases 29 to 964 code for a protein of 311 amino acids. The record is from RefSeq and is a predicted model, not a curated record.